Molecule: messenger RNA, 6613 nt
Organism: Coregonus sp. 'balchen'
Lineage: Eukaryota; Metazoa; Chordata; Actinopteri; Salmoniformes; Salmonidae
Source: the annotation of a GenBank genome assembly
AUGAACAGGUGUGUAGCCAGCCUGUCACUGUUUCUUUAUGAACAGGUGUGUAGCCAGCCUGUCACUGUUUCUUUAUGAACAGGUGUGUGGGUACUGUGUACUCCUGCUGACAGCUGUUUUCGCCCUCUCCUCCGCUCACUCCAGAACAGAGAGAAUGACCUGCUGAAGGACCUUCUGAAGGCCAACGUGGAGAAGGCAGUGAGGCUGGAGGUGUGGAGCACUAAGGCUCGACGGGUCAGAGAGCUGGAGGUGGUCCCCAGCAACAUGUGGGGGGGGCAGGGGCUCCUGGGGGCCUCUGUACGCUUCUGUAGCUUCCAGGGAGCCAAUGAGAACGUCUGGCACGUCCUGGUGAGGGGCCUCUGUUGUUGCUUUGUGAUCAUAUAUUUUUUUACAUAGAAUUCAUGUAGCUUCAUUUAUAGGACUUUAAAGGCUUUUUACAUGUCAGACACCACAUCAUAAACCUCUGGGAUUAAAUAGGUAUGAAUGUUUUAUUCCAUAGGUUUGUAAAAUCUAAAAUGAUAACUUCUUCCUUUUCUUUCAGGAUGUAGAAUCUAAUUCCCCAGCAGCAUUGGCUGGUUUGCAGGCACAUCAAGACUUCAUUGUUGGAGCGGACCAGGUGUUGCAAGAUGUACGAUUAAGACCAGUAACCUAUAGUUUGCAUGGAAAAUCAAUUUCACCAAAUAUCCACAACUUUUUCUAAGUUAGAAAUUGCUGAAAUAUAUGUUGUUGUUCAUUGUUGGCUGGCAUGUUUUUCUUCCCAGUUUGCCCUUUUUUUUACUGAAGUGUCUAUGAUUGUGUUGUUUCACUCUGCAGUCUGAGGACUUGUUCUCCCUGAUCAAGAGCAGCGAGGGCAAGCCUCUGAAGCUGCUGGUCUACAACACUCUGACAGACCUCUGUAGAGAGCUGGCGGUUACCCCUAACGGAGCCUGGGGUGGAGAGGGCAGGUAAGCCACUCUCCACUCUGACAGACCUCUGUAGAGAGCUGGUGGUUACCCCUAACGGAGCCUGGGGAGGAGAGGGCAGGUAAGCCACUCUCCACUCUGACAGACCUCUGUAGAGAGCUGGCGGUUACCCCUAACGGAGCCUGGGGAGGAGAGGGCAGGUAAGCCACUCUCCACUCUGACAGACCUCUGUAGAGAGCCGGCGGUUACCCCUAACGGAGCCUGGGGCAGAGAGGGCAGGUAAGACCGCUUUUAGGAGCGAAUGUUGUUGUCUGAAUAUCCCCGCUCCCUUUUUUAUAUCCCGCAACAACCCUAAGCAUGGGUAUAUUCACAAUAUACCACACCCCCUCCAGGCUUAUUGUGUAAUUCUAUCUCAGUUUAGGCUGUGGUAUUGGAUAUGGCUACUUGCACCGAAUCCCAAGCCGUCCUGUUGACCUGAACAGGCAUGGGGCACUUCCUUCACCUACACCUGAUGACAACAGCAGAACCCAAGAGAUGCCUGUUGGCCACCACACUGAGGUAAACACCUUCACAUCUCACCUCCUAGAUCCUUUAAGACUAGACAGUUUCACUGAUGGUUGAUAAACGGCUAUGAUUUAUUUGAGAUAAAUAUGAUAGAUUUUCAUUGAAUACCCCAAGUGUAUUUAGAAUAAUAUCUAUCUAAGUUUAUUUAAACUUUUAUUCAUCUAAGAAGACCCUUUGAGGUCAGAAGACCUAUUUUAUGAUGGAGGCCAAAUACAUGUGAAUUUUGCAGCACGUGUUUUCUGUCCGUCAUCUCAGGUGGCCUUAACCUCUCCAUCGGGUGAAGAAGUGUUGGGUCUGCAGCAGCCCCUCCAGGUUCCCGCUCUGCCUCUACCUCCUCCCAUCCAGAGAGUCAUGGACCCAGGUAACCUUCUACUCAGGAAAUAAUAGAAUCAUUAGGGCCGGUUUCCCAGACACAGAUUAAGCCUAGCCCUGGACUAAAUGGCUCUUUAAAUUGAGAAUAUUAAUUCAUUGCGAAUGCUGUUUAAACCUGGACUAGGUUUCAUCUGUGUCUGGGAUUCCGGCCAUAAAACGCUUCAAUAUUUGUUGUGUUUUCUGGGUAUCUGUGUUAAAGGAAUCCCCCAGAGGAAGUUGCCGCCACUAUUUUGAUGUAAUUUCCUGUCCUAGAGAAGAAAUGCAUGUUUAGGUUCCACCUACGAAGAAUAACAAAGGCUACUUACACAUAUUCACGAAUUGGAUGUGGGAAUUUCCACAUGGAGUUGUUAAACAUCAACAACUAGGGCGCUGACAGCUGUCAGUGUAGUUAGCUAGCAUGCUAACCUUAUCUAGCUAGCUAUGUUGAUAACCAUAUCUGUCUAGUUAAUGUUAUGUUGUUGAUGUUUGUUUUUAACUACACCAUAUUCAAAAGAUUAGCCAGCUGGCUCAAUGGCUGAUUCUGGAGCUGGAUUUGUCAUAAGCAUUGAUUUAGGGAAAACUUCCACACAGAUGGAAACCACUGGCCUGUCUUUGACUUCCACACAGAUGGAAACCACUGGCCUGUCUUUGACGUCACCAUGAUGGAAACCACUGGCCUAUCUUUGACUUCCACACAGAUGGAAACCACUGGCCUAUCUUUGACUUCCACACAGAUGGAAACCACUGGCCUACAUUUGACUUCACCACGAGAUGGAAACCACUGGCCUAUCUUAUGCUUCCACACAGAAUGGAAACCACUGGCCUGUCUUUGAACUUCACACAAUGGAAACCACUGGCCUAUGGGGCUUGACCUUCAACCACAGAUAGGAAACCAAACUGGCCUAUCUUUGACUUCCACACAGAUGGAAACCACUGGCCCUGUCUUUUGACUUCCCCACAUAUGGAAACCACUGGCCUAUCUUGACUUCCCCACAGAUGGAAACCACUGGCCCUACUUGUGACUUCCCCACAUAUGAAACGCACUGCCUAUCUUUGACUUGAACCACAGAUGGAAACCACUGGCCUAUCUUUGACUUGAACCACAGAUUGGCAAACCACUGGCCAGUCCUUUGACUUCAACCACAGAUGAAACCACUGGCCUAUCUUUGACUUGACCACAGAUGGAAACCACUGGCCUAUCUUUGACUUGACCACAGAUGGAAACCACUGGCCUAUCUUUGACUUGACCACAGAUGGAAACCACUGGCCUAUCUUUGACUUGACCACAGAUGGAAACCACUGGCCUAUCUUUGACUUGACCACAGAUGGAAACCACUGGCCUAUCUUUGACUUGACCACAGAUGGAAACCACUGGCCUAUCUUUGACUUCCCCACAGAUGGAAACCACUGGCCUAUCUUUGACUUGACCACAGAUGGAAACCACUGGCCUAUCUUUGACUUGCCCACAGAUGGAAACCACUGGCCUAUCUUUGACUUCCCCACAGAUGGAAACCACUGGCCUAUCUUUGACUUCACCACAGAUGGAAACCACUGGCCUAUCUUUGACUUCCCCACAGAUGGAAACCACUGGCCUAUCUUUGACUUCACCACAGAUGGAAACCACUGGCCUGUCUUUGACGUCACCACAGAUGGAAACCACUGGCCUAUCUUUGACUUCCCCACAGAUGGAAACCACUGGCCUAUCUUUGACUUCACCACAGAUGGAAACCACUGGCCUGUCUUUGACUUCCACACAGAUGGAAACCACUGGCCUAUCUUUGACUUGACCACAGAUGGAAACCACUGGCCUAUCUUUGACUUCACCACAGAUGGAAACCACUGGCCUGUCUUUGACUUCCCCACAGAUGGAAACCACUGGCCUAUCUUUGACUUCACCACAGAUGUAAACCACUGGCCUAUCUUUAACUUCCACACAGAUGGAAACCACUGGCCUAUCUUUGACUUCCCCACAGAUGGAAACCACUGGCCUAUCUUUGACUUCACCACAGAUGGAAACCACUGGCCUAUCUUUGACUUCACCACAGAUGGAAACCACUGGCCUGUCUUUGACUUCCCCACAGAUGGAAACCACUGGCCUAUCUUUGACUUCCCCACAGAUGGAAACCACUGGCCUAUCUUUGACUUCCACACAGAUGGAAACCACUGGCCUAUCUUUGACUUCCACACAGAUGGAAACCACUGGCCUAUCUUUGACUUCCACACAGAUGGAAACCACUGGCCUAUCUUUGACGUCACCACAGAUGGAAACCACUGGCCUAUCUUUGACUUCCCCACAGAUGGAAACCACUGGCCUAUCUUUGACUUCACCACAGAUGGAAACCACUGGCCUAUCUUUGACUUGACCACAGAUGGAAACCACUGGCCUAUCUUUGACUUCACACAGAUGGAGGGACACAGAUGGAAACCACUGGCCUAUCUUUGACUUGACCACAGAUGGAAACCACUGGCCUAUCUUUGACUUCCCACAGAUGGAAACCACUGGCCUAUCUUUGACUUCCCCACAGAUGAAACCACUGGCCUAUCUUUGACUUGACCACAGAUGGAAACCACUGGCCUAUCUUUGACUUCCCCACAGAUGGAAACCACGGGCCUAUCUUUGGACUUCCCCACAGAUGGAAACCACUGGCCUAUCUUUGACUUCCCCACAGAUGGAAACCACUGGCCUAUCUUUGACUUCCCCACAGAUGGAAACCACUGGCCUAUCUUUGACUUGACCACAGAUGGAAACCACUGGCCUAUCUUUGACUUCCACACAGAUGGAAACCACUGGCCUAUCUUUGACUUGACCACAGAUGGAAACCACUGGCCUAUCUUUGACUUCCACACAGAUGGAAACCACUGGCCUAUCUUUGACCUUCCCCACAGAUGGAAACCCACUGGCCCUAUCUUUUGACGUUCCACACAGAUGGAACCCACUGGCCUAUCUUUGACUUCCCCACAGAUGGAAACCACUGGCCUAUCUUUGACUUCCCCACAGAUGGAAACCACUGGCCUAUCUUUGACUUCCCCACAGAUGGAAACCACUGGCCUAUCUUUGACUUGACCACAGAUGGAAACCACUGGCCUAUCUUUGACUUCCCCACAGAUGGAAACCACUGGCCUAUCUUGACUACACCACAGAUGGAAACCACUGGCCUAUCUUUGACUUCACCACAGAUGAACCACUGGCUAUCUUUGACUUACCACAGAUGGAAACCACUGGCCUUCUUGACUUCCACGACAGAAUUGAAACCAAAUGGCGUACUUUCACUUAAUUAUUUAAUAACUCAAAGCUUGUGAGUAAGUUUGAACCUAUAUUUAAUUAGAUCAGGACAGUAAGUAAUUUUGAUGUAGCCUAUUUAUAUUCUCAUGAUCAGGAACAGUUAAACGCUAAGUUGAAGCCUAUUUAAUAAUGUCAGGAAGCCAAGUAGACGUAAGUUUGAAGCCUUAUUUAAUUAGCUCCAUGGCUCAGGAAGCCAAGUAGACAGUAAGUUUGAAGCCCUUAUUUUAAUUAGCUCCAUGGCUCAGGAAGCCAAGUAGACGCUAAGUUUGAAGCCCUUAUUUUAAUUAGCUCCAUGGCUCAGGAAGCCAAGUAGACGCUAAGUUUGAAGCCCUUAUUUUAAUUAGCUCCAUGGCUCAGGAAGCCAAGUAGACAGUAAGUUUGAAGCCCUUAUUUUAAUUAGCUCCAUGGCUCAGGAAGCCAAGUAGACAGUAAGUUUGAAGCCCUUAUUUAAUUAGCUCCAUGGCUCAGGAAGCCAAGUAGACAGUAAGUUUGAAGCCCUUAUUUUAAUUAGCUCCAUGGCUCAGGAAGCCAAGUAGACACUAAGUUUGAAGCCCUUAUUUUAAUUAGCUCCAUGGCUCAGGAAGCCAAGUAGACACUAAGUUUGAAGUAUUGAAGCCCUUAUAGUUUAAAUUAGCUCCAUGGCUCAGGAAGCAAGUAGACACUAAGUUUGAAGCCCUUAUUUGAAUUGCUCCAUGGCUCAGGAAGCCAAGUAGACACUAAGUUUGAAGCCCUUAUUAAUCAAUGCCAUGGCUGGGAACCAAAUAAGACCACAAAUGAACGCUAGCUUAAUAUAAUUAUUCAUGGCAUCAGGAACCAUUACAGAUUCACGAAGUGGCCGUUCGAUUUAGUCAGCCAUAUUCAUACUAAACAAUGCAAGGCUUUUGACUAAUCGUGUCAACUCAAAGGGUAAGCUUCGCUUUCGUUUCAUGCAUCUGACUGGUGGGUGGCCAGUUUAAAGCCUGUUCUAACGUGUAAAUUUUAUAAAAAAUAAAUUUACAGAGCACGAACUUGAUUAUAUACAAACAUGGUUUGUUCCUGUUCAUGUUUUGGACUCGUUAGAAUUCCUAACCAAGCUCACUUAUAACAAAAUUUCUGUUCUGUUUGAGGCCCUCUCUGACUCCCCGGACCUAUCAGAGAUGGUCUCCUCCGUUGACAUGGGUCACAUGACCAACGACGUGUCCAUGCUAGCCAAUGACGGGGAUGUCUCCUGUCGUCAACACCACCCCAACCCCCUAGACCCUGGGGGAGCCGUCACAGCCACAGGGGACCUGAUCCAUCCUGACUGUGUGACACUGCUACAUCAAUGAUCUAACCAUGGCAAUGCACUCGCACCUGGCAAACCAGAGCCCACACGGAGGAGGAGGAGGAGGAGGAUGAGGAAGAGGCGGAGGAAGAGGAGGGGAGAGGAGGAGGAGAGGAGGAGAGAGCGUCACGAGGUAAGAGGUCUUAUGCUGUGUAUGGGACGUUAGGCAGCAGUACCGACGUCUGUGCGUACAGUCGAGCUGAGUCUUAG